Oryctolagus cuniculus (rabbit) is the source of this 3929-nucleotide messenger RNA. It is a transcript of the gene MARCHF4, whose product is annotated as membrane associated ring-CH-type finger 4. Gene Ontology annotation, cellular component: Golgi stack; trans-Golgi network. The record is from RefSeq and is a predicted model, not a curated record. Gene Ontology annotation, biological process: protein ubiquitination. Lineage: Eukaryota; Metazoa; Chordata; Mammalia; Lagomorpha; Leporidae. Gene Ontology annotation, molecular function: ubiquitin-protein transferase activity; zinc ion binding.
AUCAUGAAGCCGGGAGUCGCGGCCGCGCCGGACGGCGGGCAGCAGCCAGAGGACGAGGCGGAGCAGCCCCCGCCCCGGAGACACCCGGGCGCCGAGCAGCAGUCUGCGCCGACACAGCAGCAGCCGCGGGCGCGGGCAGACACGGAGCGGGACGAGGAGGGCGACGACGACCCAGAGGAGGACGAGGAGCACAGGGCGAGGCCGCUCGCCCGCGUGCACCUGCCCCUGUCGGGGCCCUUGCACCUCUCCCGAAGGGACCGUUGAUGGAACCCAGCGGAGUGGGCCGCGGAUUUAAGGACUGCAGCAGGGCUGGGUCGAGGGCUGAGAGAAUGUAACUAUUCCUUUCUCCUGUCCUCUCCCACACGCCCCUCUUCUCUUCCUCUUUGCUCUGCUCCGCCGCCUUCCCACUCCCACGCACACAUCCUUCCUCCAGCCCGGAUCUUAGCGCUCAGGAAGGAGGCGGUCCCGCAAGGGUUAAACUAUCUUUUCUUCUUCUUCCUCCCCAACCUCCUUUCUUCCCACCUAUGCUCUCCUAAUUGGCUCUCCUCUCUUCUGCGUAGCCCCUUGGCUGCACAGGCGAAGCACAAGCCCACUGCCCAGUUUCACCCUCAACCUAUUCCCUAGCUCACCCGACUGCUCUCUUAAAAGCAACUCUGGUGCUUCUGGGGCUUCAUUGCCCCAGUUUUCUGCCCAGCAGAAUUAAAACUUCCCCCAACCUACCCUCCUGCACCGCCUUGCUCCCCAUCCCUCAAACAGCCCCCUCCUACUUGAGGAAAACUCUCUUUUCUUUCCCACAGAACAACCUCGGUUCUUCAUUGAACUAGUUUUCCAUAAGCCCAGCUCAAUCCAUUCCAAAUUUGGUUUAUAAUCUUCCCUACCCUUUUAUAGAAAAGAGAUUCCUCACUGCCUAGGGAUUUGAGAAGGAAUUCCUUCAUGGGGAACUUUUAGACAUUGAUCUUCAGGCUCCACCAGCCCCACCCUCAACAGUUCCUUCGUUGCCCUGCUCCUACCAGCAUCCUGGGUCAAGAACAGAAAGGAGACACCUUGAGCCAAGUAUGAAGUUGAAGUGAAGGUGCCAGGGCAAGGAAAACUUGUUUGUUGUUGGGCUUUCCAAGGAGGAGUUCAGAAUCAGAGACUCACAGUUCUCAGUCCUGGGAGCCAUCUAUUUGCUGCUUGGAGGGGUUGCAAAAACCACCAGUGAGAAAGUGGAUUUCCCCAUUACACAGAAACACUGUGGACCCCAAAACCCAGCGUACUCCUCUCUUCAAAGACUCCAGCUGCCGCUCUCAGGCUCACUGCUUCCUCCAGGCACAUGCUUAUGCCCCUGAGUGGGCUGCUCUGGUGGUGGUGGUGCUGCUGCUGUGGCUGGUACUGCUGUGGAUUGUGCGCCCCAGCUCCCCAGAUGUUGCGCCACCAGGGUCUCCUCAAGUGCCGCUGCCGCAUGCUCUUCAAUGACCUGAAGGUUUUUCUACUGCGGCGCCCUCCUCCAGCGCCCCUGCCCAUGCACGGCAACCCCCAGCCCCCCCAUUUGGCGGCCAACAAUAACACCCUUCCGGCUCUGGGGGCCGGGGGGUGGCAAGGCUGGAGGGGUCCCCGGGAGGUAGUGGGCAGGGAGACCCCUCCUCUGCCACCUCCACCACCUUUGCCGCCUUCUUCUGUGGAAGAUGACUGGGGUGGCCCAGCCACAGAGCCACUGGGCUCCUUUCCCAGCAGUGCCUCCUCUGAUGACUUCUUCAAGGAGAAGGCUGAGGAUCGCUACUCACUGGGCAGCAGCUUGGACAGUGGCAUGAGAACCCCACUCUGCCGUAUCUGCUUCCAGGGACCGGAACAGGGGGAGCUGCUGAGUCCAUGCCGCUGCGAUGGCUCGGUCAAGUGCACGCACCAGCCGUGCCUCAUCAAGUGGAUCAGUGAGCGGGGCUGCUGGAGCUGCGAGCUGUGCUACUACAAGUACCAUGUCAUCGCCAUAAGCACAAAGAAUCCUCUGCAGUGGCAGGCCAUCUCUCUGACAGUCAUCGAGAAGGUCCAGAUCGCAGCCGCCAUCUUGGGCUCUCUCUUCCUCAUCGCCAGUAUCUCUUGGCUCAUCUGGUCGACCUUCAGUCCCUCAGCUAAGUGGCAGCGCCAAGACCUCCUCUUCCAGAUCUGCUACGGGAUGUACGGCUUCAUGGACGUGGUGUGCAUAGGUCUCAUCAUCCAUGAGGGGCCCUCCGUGUACCGCAUCUUUAAACGGUGGCAAGCCGUCAACCAGCAGUGGAAAGUGCUGAACUACGACAAGACGAAAGACCUGGAGGACCAAAAGGCAGGAGGCAGGACAAACCCACGGACCUCCUCAUCCACCCAGGCCAACAUCCCUGCCACAGAGGAGGAGACUGCAGGCACGCCUGCCCCCGAGGAAGGCCCUGCCCGGCCUGCCAGCCACCCCUCAGGCCCUCUGUCCCACCACCACUGUGCUUACACCAUCCUGCACAUCCUGAGUCACUUGAGACCUCAUGAGCAGCGGAGCCCGCAGGGCGGCAGCCGAGAGCUCGUCAUGAGAGUCACGACGGUGUGAAAGGAGAGACCGGCGAAGGAGUGUGACCGUGCGCGCUUGCGGGGGGCCGCAAAGGGGCCAGAGGGCGGCACGAGGGAGGCAUAUCGGGACCCCAGGGCCCAGCGCAGAGAGCGGGCAGAGGGUGACAGGCCUUGAGGGUGCCCUGGGGUGGGGUGGAGCUGGAGGGAGGGUGGCACCAGGAGCGGUAUUGGGGCUUUCCGAUUAGUCGACCCCGUUCUCCAACUGAACGGCAACAAAAACCGACAAACUCAGCAACGAAGUGCAAUACAGGUGGAGCCUAACUCAACAAAAGGAAGCCACCCAGAUGCACGCGCAGGCAAGACCCCUGGAGGAGGAGAGGCUGCGGAGGGCAAAGCAGGGGGAGGCAGGUGGUGGUGGUGCCCAGGGUUGCACUGUGGGUGCAGACAGAAAGCAAAGGGAGCUGAGCGGAGAGCGUUUGUAGCUGCCGUUCCAACCUUGAAUUUCUUUUUGUUUCUCUCCGGGCAGUGGGGGGUGGGUGAGGGACUGGUGUGGGCUGGUAGGGAGGACACAGCCUGUGGGGUCUCCGGGCUCACCUGAUGAGCAGCAUUCAUUGGCUCACAUGGCUUUAGGGACUCUGGGGUGGAGAGUGCUGGGAGGGGGGUUUUGGUGUGAGCGCCCAGAGGCAGGCAUCUUCCAAUGCUAGGUGGGCUCAAAGAGGGCUUAGGUUUGGAGAUGAGUGUCUUUCUGUGCCCUUGUGACUUUAUUUUAUGGUGAUUUGGCUCAACGAUGUUUACAGGAAAUAGACACACACACAUACACACACUAUGAGAGAAAAGUAUAGAUUGCUGGUGGGCAUCUCAAGCACAGUUCUGCUGCUGUGGCUUCAGCCUUUGAAGCUGCCACUCUAGGGGCAACUUCCUCAAUUACCCAAGCCAAGACAGGCUCAGUGCCACUUCUCCUCCUGCCUUGGCAGGUGCACAGACCCAGGCCCCCUUGCAGGGCACCUCCCACCUUGGGGUCUGCAGGAAGGCUGCAGCUGUGCAUGGGAAGUUGAGUGUGCCCCAAGGAUUAGAGUGGAAACCGAUCUAAGUAUUCCUUGCUGCUUGGGACCCUCCCCAAAGAGGCCAGCACUCGGUGCUCCGUGCUCGCUGGUCCUCCGCAGUCAGGCAGGCCAGGGGGUCCUGGCAGGGAGCACUGUGCCUGGAGCCCACCUGCUUAUUCCCAGGAUCCUGCCAGGGAAGGCCACUGGGUGGUCCCCUGUGGAGUUUCUUGUUGUCAUUGCACAAUGGCUGCGUUGUCUGUGGGUAUUAAAGGGACACUGUCACGUACUUUUUUAAACUAGUUUUUAGGGUUUUUUAAAACUCUCUGUUGUUUGUAAUAUUCUCUUAAAAGCUUGAAAAUAAACUUUCUUUCCCUACCA